Rotaria socialis is the source of this 312-nucleotide messenger RNA. NCBI's taxonomy places the organism in Eukaryota, Metazoa, Rotifera, Eurotatoria, Philodinida, Philodinidae. The record is from the annotation of a GenBank genome assembly.
AUGACAUAUUUUAUUUUCUGCGUAGUUUUAUUUUCAUUUCUAUUUCCAUCAUGGAUUCAAUGUCAAUCCGGAGCCUUCAAUCCAGUUACCGGUCGAAUAGACAACCUUACAUAUGACUUAUAUUACCGAAUGGUGAGUGAACCUGAUUGCCUGGCACUUUGUCUGAAAUAUACAUCAUCAACAUGUUAUGCUGUUUCUUAUGAAAGUUUUCUUCAAGAAUGUCGAAUUAUAACACAACCCAUUCCAUCGACGUUUAUUCCAGAUCAAUUAUUUCUUAAUUGGCGAUCAUUUAUUCUAAAACAAGACUCAUAA